ACAAAGAGAGAACAUUUUUUUUUGAGCAAACAAAGAAGAACAUUUUUUCUUCAAAAAAAAAAACAGAACUCCAUGUAUACGGUUACUUGCAAUGUACUCCCAAAGGUCACAUCACCACGACGACAACCACUCAUCAGAGCAACAAUGGAGUCUUCUGCUAAUUCCGAUGGCUACCAAAACAUCUUGAUGAUGCGUCACGGUGACCGCAUUGACCAAGUCAACCCACUCUGGCUCGAUACAGCUGCGAGACCUUGGGACCCUCCGCUCGUUCACGACGGUAUGGUACGCUCGUUUCGAACUGGUCAACGUAUUCGAUCUCAGAUACGAUUUCCCAUCCACAGGGUCUUCGUCUCUCCCUUCAUCCGCUGCGUCCAGACUGCUUCAAAAGUGGUCAACGCUCUCACUGCCAUCGAUCUUGACCCUAACGCUACGUCGUCUAAAGACGUCCUCUCCAUCGACAAAUCCAAGCUCAAGGUUUCUAUUGAGUUUGGAUUAAGCGAGAUGCUUAACACAAUAUCUAUUAAGCCUGAGAUUGCCCCUAGAGAUAGAAAAUUCGAGUUCUUGAUUUCUGAUCUUGAAGCUAUGUUUCCUGAGGGAAUGGUGGAUCAUAAUGCGAUUCCUGCUUAUAAAGAGAUGCCACAAUGGGGAGAGACCGUACAAGAAUGCACUGUUCGAUUUCUUAAUGUUGUUAACACACUUGCUAAUAGGUAUCCUUCAGAGAACUUGCUCUUAGUCACUCACGGGGAAGGAGUAAGGACUACAUUUGCAACCUAUAAAGAGGUUGAUGUAUACGACAUUGAGUACUGUGCUUGUGCUGAACUGAGAAGGCAGAUCUCGAGUCAAGGCGGGUCUACAAAAGCUGGACACUUUGAGGUCAUAACAAGUCUUGGUCAAUCUGGAAUCAAGUAUCAUUAACCACCACAGCAGAGCAAUGAUCAUGUCCUUGGACAAACUCAGGUUUAGUCAAAUGUCUUCGAAAGAUCAUCAUGCCAUUGGGGAACCAAACCGGAUUCUGGAUAUCUAGAAUUUUCCGGUUAACCUGCCUUGCACUUCAUUACAGAAGGAAAUAUAUAACGAGAACAACAUUGUAGUCAAUCCAAGAAAAUUAAUAAAAGAUAUUUUAACUGCC
Messenger RNA from Raphanus sativus (radish), 1129 nucleotides. RefSeq lists its product as uncharacterized. The coding region runs from base 73 to 915 and encodes 280 amino acids. The record is from RefSeq and is a predicted model, not a curated record. Lineage: Eukaryota; Viridiplantae; Streptophyta; Magnoliopsida; Brassicales; Brassicaceae. The transcript is spliced from 4 exons.